UGAGGUGAGACUGCAUGUCAGAGGUCCCUGCAGGAAGUUCCUUGAGUCUGCUGUCCUGCCCAGGAAGCUCGUACACAGAUGUUCUAAGGAUUGUUCUCUGUUAGCUGUGCCUCCUGCAUGCCCUGCUGCCCUGAGCUGUCCCAAGCUAGGUGACAGCGUGUCACGCUGCCACCAUGAACGAGGUGUCUGUCAUCAAAGAAGGCUGGCUCCACAAGCGUGGUGAAUACAUCAAGACCUGGAGGCCACGGUACUUCCUGCUGAAGAGUGAUGGCUCCUUCAUUGGCUACAAGGAGCGGCCCGAGGCCCCUGACCAGACCCUGCCCCCCCUAAACAACUUCUCUGUUGCAGAAUGCCAGCUGAUGAAGACUGAGAGACCACGGCCCAACACAUUUGUCAUACGCUGCCUACAGUGGACCACAGUCAUCGAGAGGACUUUCCACGUAGACUCUCCAGAUGAGAGGGAGGAGUGGAUGCGGGCCAUCCAGAUGGUUGCCAACAGCCUCAAACAGCGGGGCCCGGGUGAGGACCCCAUGGACUACAAGUGUGGCUCCCCCAGUGACUCUUCUGCAGCUGAGGAGAUGGAAGUGGCCGUUAGCAAGGCACGGGCCAAGGUGACCAUGAACGACUUCGACUAUCUCAAGCUCCUGGGCAAGGGCACCUUCGGCAAAGUCAUCCUGGUGCGGGAGAAGGCCACCGGCCGCUACUAUGCCAUGAAGAUCCUGCGGAAGGAGGUCAUCAUCGCCAAGGAUGAAGUCGCCCACACGGUCACCGAGAGCCGGGUCCUCCAGAACACCAGGCACCCAUUCCUCACUGCACUGAAGUACGCCUUCCAGACCCACGACCGCCUGUGCUUCGUGAUGGAGUACGCUAACGGUGGGGAGCUGUUCUUCCACCUGUCCCGGGAGCGCGUCUUCACGGAGGAGCGGGCACGCUUCUAUGGCGCAGAGAUCGUCUCAGCCCUGGAGUACCUGCACUCCAGGGAUGUAGUGUACCGUGACAUCAAGCUGGAAAACCUCAUGCUGGACAAAGAUGGCCACAUCAAGAUCACCGACUUUGGCCUGUGCAAAGAGGGCAUCAGUGACGGGGCCACCAUGAAAACCUUCUGCGGGACCCCCGAAUAUCUGGCACCCGAGGUCCUGGAGGACAACGACUAUGGCCGUGCCGUGGACUGGUGGGGGCUGGGUGUGGUCAUGUACGAGAUGAUGUGCGGCCGCCUGCCCUUCUACAACCAGGACCACGAGCGCCUCUUCGAGCUCAUCCUCAUGGAGGAGAUCCGCUUCCCGCGCACGCUCAGCCCCGAGGCCAAGUCCCUGCUGGCUGGGCUGCUUAAGAAGGACCCCAAGCAGAGGCUCGGCGGGGGGCCCAGCGACGCCAAGGAGGUCAUGGAGCACAGGUUCUUCCUCAGCAUCAACUGGCAGGACGUGGUACAGAAGAAGCUCCCGCCACCCUUCAAACCUCAGGUCACGUCUGAGGUUGACACAAGGUACUUCGAUGAUGAGUUCACUGCCCAGUCCAUCACAAUCACACCCCCGGACCGCUAUGACAGCCUGGGCUCCCUCGACCUGGACCAGCGGACUCACUUCCCCCAGUUCUCCUACUCGGCCAGCAUCCGCGAGUGAGCAGUGCUGCCUGCCCGCCCGCUGCCACUACCACGGAUACCCAUGGCUGCCAUCACCGCCGGGGGGCUUUGUCUAUUUUUUUCUUUUUUAACUUUUUAUUUUGCCUUUUUUGUUUGCAUCUCCAUUCCUCACCCCUUCACCCCCAUUUCUAGUUUUUUCUUCAGCCCUCUGCCAAACUCCCCUCAGCGGACCCAGCAGCCCUGCCUCCAGGAUCCUGUCCUGCCCUCACUUUUGCUCCCAAGUCAGGACUGGGAAGACUCCGCCGCCUGCCCCAGGGCCUGGCCUUUGGGCAGUUGGGAAGAUUUUGAUUUUUAAUCAACACAAGCCCCAGUAGGGAGUAAAGGUGGAGUUGGGGGCCUGCCUGAGUCUCCAGCUGGUUGCCCACCGCUGCCUGCCUCUGUGCUGUGCCACCCUCGGAGGGGGUGGCGCCCUGGGGCUACCUUCCGUGCCUGUUGUUAGGCUCUGAGUAGCCUGGCAAGGGGACAGUCCAGCCCCCUCCCCACACAGUGGCAGAAAAGCAAUAAUGUCCAGGGCCAGGUGGGGCCUUUGGGAGCUGCAGGAGCGGAGGUCUAGAGCUCCCUUGGUAGGUUGGGGUCGAUUACCCUGUGGGGAACCAGAACGGAGCGGCCAAGGGGAUGGACACUGCCUCCCUGUGCCCCACGCUGCUCUCCUGACCCUGUGGACGAGGCAGGAGGAACAUUUGGGGGCCUAGCCUUCCCACCCCCAAGCCCCGUGCCUUACCAGGGCUUCCUUCCAGCCGGCCUUACCUCCCGCUGCACCCCAGGCCUGGCCCUGGCCCCUUCCAGGAUGGGGGCCGGGAUUGUCCCUUCUCUCUACCUGGGACGGAGGGGCGCCAGCCUUGGCUGUUACACAUCUCGCACCGAGACAGUAUUGGGCCCCAUGGACUUGGGUUGAGGAGGGGGCAGGAGUGGGUGUCUCUGGUACGUACUGGGGUGGGGGCCUCUGAGAAGGAAGGCUCCAGGCCACCUCACCCCCCUCCCCAGCCCCACGUUCUGCAGCCUUAAGGGGAAUGUGUGUCAGUGCUAUGGUCACUUGUGUGUGUGUGCGCCUUGGACUGUGUGUGUGCUGUUUGUGUCCUUGUGUAUCUAAGACACAGAUGCACACGGGUGUGUGUGUGCAUGUGUGCGGGAUAUGUGUGUGCAAGGGCAAGUGUGUUCCGGCCUCGUGUGUGUGGUGUGUGGGGGUUUGGGCCCCUGGCCCUGAUCCCAGCAUUUCAUCCCAGGGGGAGGGAUGCUGGCCUAGCAGGAGAGCUAUACGUGAGGUCCACUUGCUGCCCCGUCUCUCCCCCUUCCCACCAACAUCUCCAGGUGUUUGAAAUGUAGUUUUUAUGGUUUUGAUUUUCCCACCCCCACCUCCUGUACUAGGUAGUUCACAGAGAGACAUCUGGGGUGGGGCGGGGUUG
Molecule: messenger RNA, 3042 nt
Organism: Miniopterus natalensis
Lineage: Eukaryota; Metazoa; Chordata; Mammalia; Chiroptera; Miniopteridae
Gene: AKT2
Product: AKT serine/threonine kinase 2
Biological process (GO): protein phosphorylation
Molecular function (GO): ATP binding; protein serine/threonine kinase activity
Source: RefSeq, a predicted model, not a curated record